ACUCCACACAGGCACGUCUGACUAAGUUUACUCUACGAUAAUGGCUCCAUCUCACCAACGAAAGAUGCAUUCAGCUCACUGAGCUGAGCAUUCACGAUCUGAGAAUAAAAUUCAAGCUACGUCAUUACCAGCAGUAUAAUCUAUUUCAAGCUCAUCUACAGACACAACACGCAACGCAUAUGUAUACCGUAUGUAGUCGGUUUUGUGUUGGGAAAAAUAAACAAUGCAUUGUGUUAUCUUCCAGCAUUCGGGCAAUAGCGAACCACAGACAACGACGCACACCUCUGAUAACGAUCGACUUAACUUCCACACACCUGUUUGCCAGCAGUGACACGUGAAGGUACGAGCAAGCAAGUGAAAAGGGGUAAGGAAAAACUGUCCCGCGGGCUACCAACACUCGUUCCAAUCGGUAACCAACACACACCGUUAGCACAGUGAGCGGACGCGGCCAUUCAACUGAGUCACGGAAUUCCGCAGUGUGUCCAGUGUCGCACUACGCGUAAGUGCAGUAUCUUUUCGCUGAUUACAAGUGACGGUUGGUUUCGCUGGUCACCGGGCGGCUUAGUGCGAGCAACUUGGGUCGGGAAAAUUCGCCAAAGGAAAAACCGGUAUCGAUCACUUGAUGAGAAGCACCAGCCGAAGAGGAAAAGAGGAUUUGCUUUCAGAACGAUCUGUUUGACGACGUUUUGAGUUGUGUGUGCGUGUGUGGCUGGAACUAAAGUAAAGUUACAGACAUCGCCUUAGCGGGUGAUUAUCGCCUGGUCGUACUGUGUGCGGGGGCCGUGUGUUGUGAAGUUUAAAUUUCCGCAUACAGCAAGUGAGAAGAAAAAGUCAUCGUUUCACCCUUCCAACCCCUUCCUGCGAACAAAGCGCUUGUGUUUGUGUGUGUAUCAGACCUUCAAAGUGUUUGUGGGGAGCACGAGCGUGAGUGUAAGUGGGACCCGCGAAAACACGACGAUAACCGCGAGAUAGCGUAAAUAGAAGAGGAAAAACAUACUGUGUGUAAUACGCGAUAAAAAAAAUCUCCACGGACUCAGUAGAAAAGAAACCUCCCAUUGGCUUGAGACGUCUUCUCAUCUCGCUUUCAUCAAGUGUUGAUUCAGUUUCCUUUGGCCACUGUCUUUGCCCCCACCCGGGGAUCAUCUUCACCGCGUGAGAAGUGAGCUGGCAACGAAACGGAACCGUACCGAACUCACACGGCUCUGUUUGCGCAAGAUAUCAAAAUAGUGGGUGGGAAAACAACAUGUACAGCCAUGGUAAUAGUUGUGGUAGUGGUACGACCAACGACGACGAUGUUGAGGAGUCGAUCCAUCAGUCAUUCGCCCGGCCGAAGAGGCAGACGCAUUUGAAACCCGCUGCCGAUCGCAUUUCGUGUGACAGUGGCAUUUCACUGGAGGAUCCAUCGUUAAUCACCACCCACCCAGCCAACCCACCGCCCAACGUGGUGCGUCGUGCGAAGGGUGGUAAUGGUGCGUCGUACGUCCGACGGUUGACCCAACUAUUCGAGAACCUGACACACGACGAACUGCGCCAGGAGCAGGAACGUCAGGAACAGUGCUCAACAAUGUCCUCGAACGCCGUGGAUCGCACGAUCCGGACACCGUGCGAACUGCAGCAGGUAACCGAAGAACCAUCCACACCGGAAGUGACCGAAGAAUCCCCAACCAAUCCUACCCCAUCACCCAUACUACGGGCAGUGCCGUGCCAAGUGAUAUCGAGCACAAUCGUGGAAAGUGUUGCGGUCGUUAGUGGUACGGUGGAAAGUGAAAAUCGCCCCACGAGUGAUGGUUCAAACGAUGCGGAAAUUGCACAAGACGCAUUAGCGCCGCUGCCAGUUGUGGCUCGUUCGCGGAUGCCCAAUUUAGAGGCCAGUGCGGAAGAUCGUGUUAUGUCGAUGAGUGUACGACGAGCGAGUGGUAGUGCACGUGCGAGUGCGGUGGGCAAGAAACGGUUAAGUCGCCGUCGUCGAACGACUCAACAGAUGGCGGAGGAAAACGUUGGUGGUGGUGGUGGUGGGGUUGGGGGUGGUGGUCCGCGAGCAUUCAGCUACUCCACUGAGCAGGGUGAUAAGAUGGAUGGUGGUGAGCACUACUACGACUACAUGUACGACGACGAUGAGUUCGAUACCAGCGAGGAGGAAGAGGAAACGUUGGCCGAGAAGUCGGAGCCACACAGGGUUGGUGGAAGUGAGGGCGAAUUCGGCGAAGGGGCAGCACCGCCAGAGAUUUCAGAAGCUCACAAUAUGCACGUACCGGUGAUCGAUCAUGGUACUCCACACUACGAAGAGCAUGACGAGUUUAGCAGCAGUUCGUUCGAUAGUGACUCGGAGGACGGAGAACCAUUCGCAGUACGACCCGAUUCGAACAGUUCCCUCAAAACGGCUCGCGUAACAAGCAUUCUACAGGAGCUGUUGGAAAAUGAGGCAAACUACGUACAAACGCUUGGGCGAGGUAUCGAAAACUAUGUCAGCAUUAUGAGUGGGAAAGAUCUUCCACCGGCGCUGCGCGGUCAGAAGUAUCACAUCUUCGGUAACAUCGAGAAGAUACAUAACCUGCACCAGAACCAGUUUCUACCGAUGCUGGAGAGUAACCGGGCAAGCAUUGCCGGGAUCGCAGAAACCUUCAUCUGGUUCCUGGAGAAUGACAAGUUCUACUGCUACAUUAUGUUUGCCCUCAAUCGCCCAAAGUCGGAACGGAUAUGUAAUAGAAAUUUGGACUUCUUUCAGCGUCGUCAGCAGGAGGUAGACGAUAAGCUCGGACUAAACAGUUUCCUUCUGCAACCGAUUCAACGACUCCCCCGGUACAAGCUUCUGCUUGCUGAGAUUAACAAGGAAAUCCUGAAGCAGAUGGAAGACACACUACUCGAAUCGGUCAAGGACGAGAUCGGCAUCCUGUGCAAGGCCGAAAAGCGUCUCGAACGCUUCAUCGACAUCGUGAACGAAGCGAUGAGCAUUAACGACAUUCAGGAGUGCUACGAGGGUCCGAACAGUGUGCGGCUGGAACUCAUGAAUCAGUGCCUUGCGAUAUCCGAUCUCUUCAGCAGUCCGCUACACGCACCGAUGGUGUUGAUACUGCGCCCCCAUCAGGAUCAUAAUCCGGCCAAACGAGAAUCCAUUAACCUGUUCAGUCAGGGUAAGUUCCGGAAGAUGUUCGAAGUAGACAUCUACGAUUGGGACCACCGAAGACGCUAUCCGGCAAAGCUGUUCCUCUUCGAACGUAGUGCCAUUUACACGGAGAAGGUGAAAACCCACCUCGAGUACCGUGGGCGGUACGAUGAGUCGGAAAUAGGCAUCCACAAUGAGAACCGGAACAAGGUGUACCUCUACGCAAGGAAGCGUGGCAUCCAGGAGAUCGAGGUAACCUGCAGUGACAUGAACGAGGCACAGCGUGUAUCCACGCACAUAGAAAAAAUGAUGCAAGACUUUGCGGUAAAUGAGCGCGAUCGGAUCAAUACGCUUGUCCGCCCUCGGAUACCUAGCGUAAUGACAAUUAACCGGCGCAGCGUUACCAGUAUGAUGUCUAACAACAGUGCUGCCAAUAGUAUGCGAGAAAGCUACGAAUCCACCUCCCAAACUACGUGGAGUACGGACAAACCUAUAGCACAGCUUGCCACCAUGCAGAAGAACUUCUGCAGAAUACUGGCUGCAAAUAGACGUUACUACUUCAACGAGCUGCCCAACGAGUUGGCGUCCCGCGUGGCUGACUUUAUGCGCGUGUAUGACCGUAUACUGCAUUUCCAUGCCAAACGUUUGUAUGAGGACCUUUCACGGCCGGACACGGGAAUCGAUGAAAUUUGUGAAAUGUUCAUCGGAUACUUGAAGGAAGGAGCGCUCGAUGUAUACAACGAAUACAUUCGCCUGUUCAAACCGGCAGCGGAAGUGCUUAAGAACAUCCAUAAAGCAACGCGCUCCAGUAUCACCGACAGUAUGGUCGCGCCGACGAUGGAUGAGUUUACCUUCCUGUGCAUACAGCACUGGAACAAGUUGGAACACUUCCUUCAGGCGCUGGUCGUACAGAUAUCCGAACAGAUGAACUCGGGCCACAUGGAGCACCAGGAUCUGUUCCGUAAGCUGGCGUACGUCGAGGUGCAGGUGGCCGGUUUCCGUAAAUUGCUCUUCCAAAACUACCGGCUGUUUAACAUGGACGAGAAAAUAAGCCCGACAAAGCUGGGCCUGGUGCUGUACUCCGAUCGUGUCCGGUACGACAGCGAAACGAUCAGCUCCCACCGUGUGCUGCUCUGUGAGCGAGCAGUCGUGUGUGUUAAAUUCCAUUUCGUGCGGGAAUUUGGACGCCAAACGGAAAAAUACACUGGCUUCGCGUUUAUCGAUCGUUUUGGGCGCGAUGGAAAAAUGCCCAACGUACGGAUCAGCAAGAAGUCCGAGGUGCGGCUGAAUGUGAUGCAGAACGAGGCGAAACAUCCGAUUGACUUCGGUAACACGGCUAACCGGGACAAAUUCUACGGCCAGUACUGUGCGGUACACGCAAAACACACUUAGAACGGAAAAAACAAAAAAACUUGUGCGAACUAAUCUGUAGUCAAAAACCUCUCUUUUAACACCUUUACGAAGUGCAUAAUAAAGUUCUAGCUUUUCAAUGAUCGCUCUAAAAA
Messenger RNA from Anopheles funestus (African malaria mosquito), 4608 nucleotides. RefSeq lists its product as uncharacterized. Gene Ontology annotation, molecular function: guanyl-nucleotide exchange factor activity. The record is from RefSeq and is a predicted model, not a curated record. Gene Ontology annotation, biological process: axon guidance. The coding region runs from base 1244 to 4495 and encodes 1083 amino acids. Lineage: Eukaryota; Metazoa; Arthropoda; Insecta; Diptera; Culicidae. Gene Ontology annotation, cellular component: cytoplasm. The transcript is spliced from 11 exons.